AUUACUUCCGGUUUUAAAAAUUACAAAAUUUUGAACUUGAAAUAGUAAAACUUACAAUGGAUUAAUCGUUAAUAUGCUAUCUGCUGUGGGCGAAAGGGUAGCCCUUCAAAGGCCCUAUACACAUGGAACCUUUCAACAAAAACUCACCGAGUUUGAAGAGCUAAUAAAGGAGCUUACCUUGCAAGAUGUCGAAGCAACCCCCGAGGAAAGGAGGCAACUCAUCACAGAGAAUCUGCGGUAUGAUCAGUUCUGUGAUUCUAUCAAAGCAUUAUUCGGGCCAGAAAUCAAGAAUGCUGAUCUUAAGUCAAUUUAUAGAAAGAUCUCCACCAAUCCUGAUGCAAAAGUAGAUUGGAGUGAAUUGUUUGGCUAUUUCCAAGGAGAAACGGAUGAAACGGAGACAAAUAUUAGUGAAGAUAUCAGUAUAUUUAUGGUAUCAAGGCGUAUUAGAAUUGGCGAGGCAGCUGGAGAUCGUAAGAGACGUGAUAUUGUCCAGAGUAUAAGACACGUCCCUUCUCUUGAUGGCUAUUUGACAGUAUCUCAGAAAGGUGCCAUAUCAAUAUGGAACAGUAAACUGCGACUGCAGACAUGUUCUGAACUUAAUGAGACAUCGUGGGUGACAGGUUGUGACUACCUACCAGGCAUACGUCGUGUGGCUGCCUCUACAGAGAGAAGCAUUUGUAUAUGGGAUAAUAGGGCUAAAGGGAAAAAUCAGACACUAUUUUCUAUCAAACCAUUCGAACACUCUCCACAGUGUAUGACGUGGAUUCCAGAUUCAACGAAUGCACAUGAAGACACCAUACUGUUUGGGGAUGACCAGGGUUAUAUCAAUUACCUCACUGUUGCUGCUAAGGAUCUUACAAUGAAGAACUCCAGAGGCGAACGAAAGACUUCACAAAAUAUUAAUGUGGAUCCAACUAAAAUGACAUAUCCUGUUAUACGGAGGAAGAUUCACGAUGAUUGGGUCUUAAAGAUCAAGUAUUUCCCAGAGUUGAGAUGUUUUGCAUCAUGCUCACCAGGCGAGAAAAUCUCAUUUGUGCUUGAAGAGGUGCCAAGAAUCAAAGAUACAGGUGAAGUGCGAGGGGUUGGUGUCUCUAAGGGAGUGAAUGCAUUUGACUACAGUGUAAGGGCCAAUGUUAUUGCCACGGGUGGUGUAGAUAAAGUCAUUCGUGUCUGGCAUCCUCAUAUCUUCUCCAGACCAACAGGAAAGCUGGUUGGUCACCUGUUUACAAUAAUAGAUAUAGGGAUCAAUGAGAAAGACCAACAUAUAAUUAGUCUCUCAACAGCAAGGGUGUUCAGAGUGUGGGACAUACACACACUUACCUGUCUUCAGGUGUUCACUGAUAAUGAAGAUAGACCUGGCGAAAAGAGAAUUUACUCAAUGUUCUUUGACAACAAACAUGACAGACUUCUCACUGGCUCUAGUGUGCUUGAUGCAUGGCCUCUAACUAGGUCAGUACAGGACACUAUGCAAGUGCCACACACUCAUGACAGACCUGUAGUCUUGGCCUGUCUGAACCUGGUCCUGCAGAAUCUAAUAACAGUCUGCAGUGAAUCAGAACUGAAGGUCUGGGAGUAUGAGGGAGGAAGGCUGUUGUAUCAGAACACUGAGCCACAUGGUCCAGGGGUAGAGCUGACAGCUAUUGUACUCAAUAAAGCAGGUUAUAGGCUAGCUACUGGGGCAAUUGAUGGCUCAGUGAAGGUUUGGGAUACUGGAUCAGGGCAGGUCAUAAAACACAAGGAGUACAAGGGAAUAGAAGAGGAUGUAGCCAUCAAUUCUCUUCAUUUCUGUGAUGUGGAAGACCAGCGAUGUAUCUUACUUAGUGGAUGGGGCAAUAAGCUGAAGCUAUUACUAGACUCUAAUGAGAACAAUGACUUACAAGUACUGAGGGACUUCACAGAUGUUCUAAACUGGACAGCCCCAAGUACCCCAGCUCCUGUGGAGAUGACUUCAGAUUACACUUUCUCCAAGGGGAAACCUCCUCUUCCAGACAUUGGAGGAGGUAAUGCACAAGUCACAAACAUGUACAAAAAGGAGUGUAUCCUGAAGACACAUGAGAUUUCCAGCUGUACAUCAUAUGAUCCUUCCAAUAAGUUAAUCACAGGCUGCACAAAUGGCAACAUCAUCUUCUGGGAUAUCAACAAGUCAAUUGUAGAGAAAGUGAUCCCACUACCAGAAGCAGCACCUGGAAGUGCCGAGUCACAUUCAAAUACACGCAGCAAGAGUGGUCAUGAACGCAGGGUGAACCAUCUACAGGUGGUAGUACAUCAAACACGCAGGAUUGACCCAGACUUCAUCAAGAAGCUAACAAAGGGGCGAAAUAUUAAGGAAGAAGAUCUCGAUGCAGAGACUCUGAUAGAGACUUUACAAAGUAAACUGAUGUCACAGGCCACAUCGCAAGCGACCUCACAGAACCAAUCACGAACUCAUUCAGUGAAUGGUCUCAAUAUGGAUGGACUACGAGGGAAGACUGCUGAGAACUUCCUUGAUGAACUGACUGCUAAGAUUGAAGGUCUGGACAGUAGUACUAAGGAACAACAACAUGCAACACACACUAAGGAGGCUCAAGGUGACACCAAAGAUACUGUUGUUGAGAAGACUGAUGAUGCUACAGGUGAGGAUGAAGCUAAGUCCACGGCUGGUGAUGAGGAGGUUAAUCUUGAUGACAUUGACCCAGAUCAGUUUGUUAUUGUACAGCAGUUUGAUCCUGUACUGAUCUCUUGCCACCAAGACUCUGUCAUUCGUUUCUGGGAUCUAGAGGGUGCACUGCUACAUGAGGUGUCAGCUGUGACACCACGUCAAGGAGCUGCUGUGACAUCAUUAUGUCAUGACAGAGACUGUAAUACCCUCAUCACAGGAGACAGCAAGGGUUACAUCACAAUGUGGGAUGUUGGGAAAUUCCUUGAGGCCCCCUAUACUGAAGAUGAGGAACUAAUUAAGCAGACGAUAUGUUGGCGGGGCCAUCUAUCUAAGAUAUCAGCUCUGACUUAUGUUGACUCGACUGGCUCAAUUGUUUCCUCUUCAACAGAUGGCUCUGUCAGAGUCUGGUGGGGAAAUAGAGGGCGCUUUGUGGGAUUCUUUGGACAACAUCGGCCAUUUCAUUUCCCACAUGAUGAGGAAAGUGCUGGACCACCUAUUUUACCAUAUGAUAUCAAUGAGGCGCCAGUAGCUCCCGUAAAGACUAAAACUGACCCUCAGAAAAUCGCCAUAAAGAAUGUCAAGUAUGAAUACCCACUCAUAUUUGACAGUCAUCGCUGGAAGCCACUUAGAAGAUCUGCCCAUUUUGCCUCAAAGGAGUCCCCUCGUGAGCCCAAUGAUGCAAAGUUCUUUGAGGCUCUGAUAAAACCUAGAGCUUAUAAUGACCAUUUGGAGUUCAAUAAGAAUGGGAGCAUGAAGGAAGGAGCUGUAUUUGGUGCCUUACCCAUAUACACUGUUGACUCGAUUUCAAAGCCUAAGACUCCAGCCCUGGGUUUCCCAGUCUCUGGUGAAGAAGACAACUCAUUUCUCUAUGGAGGGCGCAAGCCUGCAAAACCAUCUAAACAAACAGAAAAGAAGAAGCGUAAAAGUGUUGGAACUGGUCUCACAUCUAUCCUCAAACAUACUGAAACGUCACAAACAAAAUAAAGCAACACAGACUUUCCUGUUUAUUCCCAUGAGAUUGUAGCAGUUUUCCAUGAACUACUUUGAAGACAUUAUACUAAAUAAAUGAGAUUAUGGUGAUGAAUUGUACUCAAAUAUUGCAUAAUAAUGUUUAACCUUGAUGUUAAAUCUUUAAGGUCAGGAAUAUCUGAAGCCUAUUAUUUUUCUAUAAAAUGAAUUGUCACAAAUUGUGAAUGAGUUUCUUCAUUCACAAACCAAAGAGAAAGUUGAUAAGUUAUCUUAUGUUCAGAAUGUUUGCUCUCCAAUGAUGUAUUUAAUGUUAACCCCAAUGUGUGAAUUUAGAGUUGACCAAGAUCACUUUAGACCAAGGGUAAAUUUAGAGUCAACCAAGGGGAAUUUAGUUUUGUCCUCGGUAGGGUAAAUUAAGACUCGAGACACAGCAAAGCAAUUUUGAAAUGAAGUUAUGAAUGAACACAAACAUUUUCUACAUGUUAAUGAGAUAAAUUAAAAUGAAAUUGUAUCUUAUUUUUACAUUACGCAUAUUUAUCCUAGUCCUAUAUUUUAUUGUAAUUCUACAAGCAUGUAUUCAGAAUUCAUAUUUUUGUAGUUCUCUGUACAUUAUAUUAAUACAGUAUUUCAAUUUGGCACUACUUGAUUUGGCGAUUUUAUCAUUUUAUCAAAACAUUUGUGGUUUGUGGCUAUUUAAUUUCGCUGAUUGUAAUAUCAUAGGAUAACAUGGUAAACUAAAGAUCGAUAAAUACUGCACAGAAUUAGCCAUCGCCAAAAACAGGC
Messenger RNA from Owenia fusiformis, 4390 nucleotides. The record is from the annotation of a GenBank genome assembly. NCBI's taxonomy places the organism in Eukaryota, Metazoa, Annelida, Polychaeta, Sabellida, Oweniidae.